UACUUUUAGUGCUACUAUAAACUAUCUUGUUUAUUUUGGGGAUCUAAAUUGAUUGACUAAAAUAAAUAAGCUCAGUUUUGAAAGAAAUUAGUAAUUUUGACGACAACAAUGAAGAAAAUGAAAGCGACGAAAAAGGAAAUUCAAAAACUAUGAUGCCGAUUGUCAAGUCGGCACCCUGAACGAGCGACUGCAGAGGCGUCACACGACGCCGACUUUACUUUCGGGGCCGAAUUUAAAGGGUCCGACGAGGAUGAGUCCGAAGGGACCCGGGAGCCAGGAGGGCCCAAAGAUGGAGGUGCGGGUGUCGUGUGUGCCGACGCCUGGCGCCGAACCACAGGACAUUCGCGUCCGUAUACCGGAACCGAAAAAACGGCCCAUGAGCCCACCUCUUCUCGAGUCCACCGCGUUGCGGACCAGGUGUCCAACUGUUUCGGAGAAAGACUUCUACCGGAAGACUUCGUCCUUGGAACGGCGGGACCGUUAUCCAACUCUAUCCGGCGCGGAGAUUAAGCGAGGCCUUAUGUCCAAUUCCGCAGAGCCACUACAAACACGUAGACGGAACCCGAUGUUGGACCGGAAAAAUCGAUAUCCUACUAUCACUGGUGCGGAACUCAAACGGAGUUUGGCGGUUGGCAAGUGUCCUCUCGAGGACGGUCUGGAUCUCAGCUUAGCACCGUGGCCCGGUAUGAAAUGGGCCUGCGUUCGAGUGCUGCAUCUCUACUGCAAGGUGUUCGACCAGUUCGAGCUGUUUGAGCUGAUCGUUAGAAAGAACUGCACUAGCUGCAAAUGUCCGCGCGAAGCCCACGAUGUCUGCCACGAAGAAUGGGUGUCCGUCAGAUCUCGUUUAGGACUUAAGGGCGAUGAGUCGAACGGACCAAUCGGUGUGGAUCCCAGAGAAAGAGGUCUCGCUUGGGCACCUCCUGGACUUCCGUCGCAUAAGGUGGAAGAAUAUUUCUCGAUGCUACCAGAGAUCGCUGUACCAAGACUCGGCACGCCUGGUGAACGGCACAGAGAUCGUCAGUUGGCGAUCCAGUUGCCUAAACAGGAUCUAGCAAGGGCCUAUUGUCGCCAUUUGGACCCCAAACAUGCCAGCAGCGCUGAUGAUUUCAUGGCCGCUAGGAAUGAGAUCGCGCUGGACAUUGGUAGCGUACAAGAAGUUCUCGAAAGAAACCUCGAGUGCAACGUGUGCGAAUCGUCCCUGAAAUAUGGCAACCUCGCCGUGUCAGCGAGCAAACUGGGUCUCCUCUAUCACCCGACGUGUUUUAGAUGCGCGGAUUGUAAGGAACUCCUGAUCGAUCUUGCUUAUUGCGUGCAUGACGACAUGCUUUUCUGCGAGAGGCAUUAUGCGGAACAACUUAAACCAAGAUGCGCUGCAUGCGACGAAUUGAUUUUCAGUGGCGAGUACACAAAGGCGAUGAACAAGGACUGGCACAGCGGUCACUUCUGUUGCUGGCAGUGCGACGAAUCCCUGACAGGACAGCGCUACGUUCUUAGAGACGAGCAUCCUUACUGCAUUAAGUGCUACGAAAGCGUUUUCGCCAAUGGCUGCGAGGAAUGCAGCAAAAUCAUCGGCAUUGACUCCAAGGAUCUGUCAUACAAGGAUAAGCAUUGGCAUGAGGCCUGCUUCCUCUGCAACAGGUGCAGAGUAUCCUUGGUGGACAAACAGUUCGGUAGCAAGGUGGACAAGAUCUACUGCGGCAACUGCUACGACUCCCAAUUCGCCAGCCGUUGUGAUGGAUGCGGCGAGAUCUUUCGUGCUGGCACUAAGAAGAUGGAAUACAAGACCAGACAAUGGCACGAGAAGUGCUUUUGCUGUGUGGUCUGCAAGAAUCCGAUCGGCACGAAGAGCUUCAUCCCGCGCGAGCAAGAGAUUUAUUGUGCCGGAUGUUAUGAGGACAAGUUUGCCACCCGGUGUGUUAAGUGCAACAAGAUUAUCACCAGCGGCGGCGUGACAUAUAAGAACGAACCAUGGCACAGAGAUUGCUUCACCUGCAGCAACUGCAACAAUUCUCUAGCGGGACAACGAUUCACGUCGCGCGACGACAAACCGUAUUGCGCUGAUUGCUUCGGCGAGCUCUUCGCCAAGAGGUGCACUUCUUGCUCCAAACCGAUCACCGGUAUUGGUGGCACUCGCUUCAUCUCAUUCGAAGACAGGCACUGGCAUAAUGACUGCUUCAUCUGCGCGGGUUGCAAAACUUCGUUGGUCGGACGUGGUUUCAUCACCGAUGGCGACGACAUCAUCUGCCCUGAGUGCGCUAAGAUGAAGCUGAUGUAAAGCAUGCGGUUUCAUAACGUCGAGAUUGACAACGAGAUCGACAGAUAGCAAAGCGAGCAAAGGGAGAGAAAGGAUGAGGAGCAAGACGCACUUCCGUUACGGAAUUUGUAUAGUCAAGCGGAUUCCGUUGCACGCCAUAAUAAUACCGUCGUCGCGAUCUUACUAGCCGUCAAUUCGAAUUUGAGACGCAUGCAAACGAUAAAGAACUUCGCAGUCACAUCGAGAGACGAGAUCGCGAGAAGACGUAAUAAAAAUUAUAAGUGUAAGAAAAAGAGUAGAUUUUUCGCGAUAAUUUUUGUUACGGAUAACCGACGUAUUUCGACGAGAUUUUCCGCGCCGACUUUUUUUCAGAGGAUGACGAAGCUCGAGAAUCCCCUGAUCAAGUUUUCGUCUUGGUCAGCACAGUGAUUUUACGAUCGCCGAUUAAUCGUUCGGAAAGGAAGGCGGCGUGAGAAAACGCGAGAGUCUUCUAGCUUCAUAGUCGUAGCGACAUUAAUCUAUUCAUUAUUUCGUUCUACGUGUAUUUAUGAGAACAUUGACGCGAAUUCGUCUGUGUUCGAAAUAAUGAUCUGCUCGAUCAUCGCGUCGGGAUAUCGAAGAGUGAAAGAGAUAUGAAUGAGAGAGAAGGGAAAAAGGAAUGCGCAAUCAGCGAGCUUGAUGAAAAGAAAUCAAAUCGCCUUAUUGUAAUAAAAUCGUUGAUACGGACACGUUGAUUAGGAUAAUGAAUAAACCCUAAGCGCUCCGCGUGCUCUCGUGAUGUUACUAAUAUUAAUAACGUUUUUUUUUUUGCUUUGUACAAUGGUAGAGAAAUAAGCGCGCGUGUGCGCGCACAAAGAGAGUCCUACAUAUUAUAUAUUCUUAUGAAAAAAACUAAAAUUUGAUAUAUACGUAUAGCGAUGUUAUUUCUAUUCGACUUGCACUCACACGAAAAACACGACGAUCUAACACGUACACACAAUCCACGUCACACACCGACACUAAUUUAUUCAAUUGACACAUCACAACUUUUUUUUUUCUUGCCUUCUUUGUACGAUGCUGUUAAUCUAAUUUCCGAAUAAAUAGUAUUAUAUUAUAGUUGUCAAUUUGUAGACGAAACUUUACGACAGUUUUUUACGUGAAAAUGAAGAAAACCUGUUACCGAUUUUCCAUAUACUAAAUAACUAUUUUCCAAAACUUAAUAUAUAUAGGUAAUAGAUUAUAUAGAUUUGAAUUUAAGAGAGAAGUAUUUUAAUGUUCCAGAAAUUGGUAAGAUGAAAAUUUUAUCGAUAAUUUAUUGAUUUCCAUAUUCGUUAUACACAGGAUACGAUAAACAAUAUGUAUGUAUUUUUCAGUUACGAUAUCCCGACUCUCUUCUCGGUCUUUCUCUCCCUUUCUCGUUCGUCGAGAAAAAUAAGCGCGCAACAUAGGGAUGCAUUAUCAUCCCGUGUGAGUCGCAUGCGCGCGUACACACAGUACAUACACGUAACACGACAAAUAUAUAUAAAUACACACAUACAUACGCUGCUGCAAACAUUUUUUGCAAUACAUAUUAAGGGUUUUGUUGAAAGAAAAAGAUACUGCAUAAAAGGGACAAAGCUCGCAUCCAUACACAUGCACGCAUAUACACAAGCAUAAACAAAUAUACAUCUACAUAUAAAUACACAUACGAACGAGUGUGCGGCGGACGCACACGUGGAAAUACUAAUUGUGGCCUUAUUCGCACCGAAUACCAUAGGAGUAAAAAAAGGGAACUAACUUAUAGUAAUUUACUUCGUUAUGAGAUAUUUAAUAUCAAAUUUAUUGUUAUACAACGCGAACGAAAAUAAGUGUAACGCCACGCGAACCGAGUCCAC
Cyphomyrmex costatus is the source of this 4107-nucleotide messenger RNA. RefSeq names its product four and a half LIM domains protein limpet (gene Lmpt). Lineage: Eukaryota; Metazoa; Arthropoda; Insecta; Hymenoptera; Formicidae. The record is from RefSeq and is a predicted model, not a curated record. Gene Ontology annotation, molecular function: transcription coregulator activity; zinc ion binding. The coding region runs from base 251 to 2275 and encodes 674 amino acids. The transcript has 9 exons. Gene Ontology annotation, cellular component: nucleus; Z disc.